This is a messenger RNA of Syngnathoides biaculeatus (alligator pipefish), 6106 nucleotides long. RefSeq names its product TAO kinase 2a (gene taok2a). Gene Ontology annotation, molecular function: protein kinase activity; ATP binding. The record is from RefSeq and is a predicted model, not a curated record. Bases 464 to 3901 code for a protein of 1145 amino acids. Gene Ontology annotation, biological process: protein phosphorylation. Lineage: Eukaryota; Metazoa; Chordata; Actinopteri; Syngnathiformes; Syngnathidae. The transcript is spliced from 20 exons.
AGGGUUUCCGGGCGUACACACGAUGCCCCGCCUCCAUUGGGCUAUGCCAUUUUGAACAAAAACGGUGGAUAAAAUAGAUAGAGGCAAAGAUGUGGGGAAAUGUUUUAAAAACGAGCUUUUAAACAAUUCUUCUGUGAACUUUUACUCGUGACUGGAAAUUGUGGAGCUUCGUGGACAAACAGCCGCCACACCCGGCUGCCCAAGCUAGCUAACCUUAGCAUAGCUAAGCUAACGUAUAGCGGAUGCGAGCACUAGUCGGCGAAGAAGAAUUUCAAGCUGAAACACGCUUGAGUUAUUUAUUUAUUUUUAGUAUCUUUUCGUUGCUUGAGAGAAGACUGAGAUGGGGAGAUGAGCAAACGUAGUGUGGCUGUGCCGCCGCUAUGAGGACACCAGCUCGUUAGCUCGCCUGCUAGCGGUUGUUUUUCGUUCCACAGCGGAACCCCAAUAAGCUGCGGCCCUGGCCAUGCCCUCGAGUGUACGGGCGGGCAAUCUGAAGGACCCGGAUGUGGCAGACCUCUUCUGCAGAGAUGAUCCGGAGAAGCUCUUUGCGGACCUUAGGGAGAUCGGCCAUGGCAGCUUUGGAGCAGUCUACUUUGCACGAGAUGUGCGCAACAAUGAGGUGGUGGCCAUCAAGAAGAUGUCGUACAGCGGCAAGCAGACAAAUGAGAAGUGGCAGGACAUCAUUAAAGAGGUGAAGUUCCUGCAGAAACUUCGUCAUCCAAACACCAUUGAGUAUCGGGGAUGUUACCUGAAGGAGCACACAGCAUGGCUAGUGAUGGAGUACUGCCUCGGCUCCGCCUCCGACCUUCUCGAAGUUCACAAAAAGCCUCUGCAGGAGGUGGAGAUUGCUGCUAUUACCCAUGGUGCACUGAAGGGUUUGGCAUACCUUCACUCUCACAACAUGAUCCACAGGGACGUGAAAGCAGGUAACAUCCUGCUGACGGAGCCCGGUCAAGUCAAACUUGGUGACUUUGGCUCUGCUUCCAUCGUGGCCCCAGCCAACUCAUUUGUGGGGACACCCUACUGGAUGGCUCCUGAGGUGAUCCUGGCCAUGGAUGAGGGGCAGUAUGACGGCAAAGUGGACGUGUGGUCGCUAGGCAUCACCUGCAUUGAGCUCGCGGAGAGGAAGCCCCCCCUGUUCAACAUGAACGCCAUGAGUGCCUUAUACCACAUUGCUCAGAAUGAAAGCCCCAUCCUGCAGUCCAGUCACUGGUCUGAUUCCUUCCGCAAUUUUGUGGACUCAUGUCUGCAGAAGAUUCCCCAGGACCGGCCCACCUCUGAUGUGCUGCUCAAUCAUCGCUUCUUAUGCCGCGAGCGACCGUUGACGGUGGUCAUGGAUCUGAUUGCCCGCACCAAGGAUGCUGUGCGCGAACUCGACAACCUGCAGUACCGCAAGAUGAAGAAGAUUCUUUUCCAAGAAACUCAGCAGAAUGGCCCCAUGUCAGAGGGAGGAGAGGACGAGGAGGAGGUGGAGCAGUACCUGUUACGGACGGGAACCGUCAACAGCAUGGAGAGCUCUCAGUCUGUGCCCAGCAUGUCAAUCUCGGCCAGCUCUCAAAGCAGCUCUGUCAAUAGCCUGGCUGAUGCCUCUGACAACAGCAGCGGCGAGAUGGCCAUGAUGCAGGAGGGAGAGCACACGGUCACUUCCAACAGCUCCAUCAUACACCGACCAGCUGCUCAGGACAACAUCUAUGAUGACCCUUACCAACCGGAACUGGAGCAGCCCCAGGCUCCCUCUGCCGGCCGCCGCAGAGCCUACUACCGCAACCGAGACCACUUUGCCACUAUCAGAACUGCUUCCUUGGUUACACGGCAGAUCCAGGAGCAUGAGCAGGGCUCUGCGUUGCGGGAGCAGAUGUCAGGAUACAAGCGCAUGCGACGGCAACACCAGAAGCAGCUGAUGGGCCUAGAAAACAAGCUGAAGGCUGAAAUGGAUGAGCAUCAGCUCAAGCUGGAUAAGGAGCUGGAAAACCAGAGGAACAGCUUCUCCUCAGAGGCCGACAAGCUGGUCAAGAAGCACCAGGCCAUCCUGGAAAAAGAGACCAAAGCUGCUUUUUCAGAGGAGAAGAAGUUCCAGCAGCACAUUUUGGGCCAGCAGAAGAAAGAACUGACCAGCUUAUUAGAGUCACAGAAGCGUCAGUAUCGCCAGCGCAAGGACCAACUAAAAGAGGAAUUGAACGAGAACCAGUCAACUCCAAAGCGGGAGAAGCAGGAGUGGCUGAUCCGGCAGAAGGAGUGCCUUCAGCAGAUGCAGGCAGAGGAGGAGGCCAGUCUGCUCAGGAGGCAAAGACAGUACUACGAGCUGCAGUGCCGACAGUACAAGAGGAAAAUGCUGCUUGCUCGACACAAUCUGGAACAGGAUCUACUUCGAGAGGACCUGAACAAAAAGCAGACCCAGAAGGAUCUGGAGUGUGCCAUGCUACUGCGCCACCACGAAUCCACUCAGGAACUGGAGUUUAGGCAGUUGGGCACUGUGCAGCGGACCCGUGCAGAGCUGAUCCGAACACAGCAUCAAACAGAGCUGACCAACCAGAUGGAGUACAACAAACGUCGAGAGCAAGAACUACGUCAGAAACACACCGUGGAAGUGCGACAGCAGCCAAAAAGCCUCAAGUCCAAAGAGCUGCAGAUCAAGCGCCAGUUCCAGGAGACGUGCAAGAUUCAGACACGUCAGUACAAAGCCUUACGCAACCACCUCCUGGAAAGCACGCCAAAGUCAGAACACAAGGCCGUGCUGAAGCGCGUCAAGGAGGAACAGACUCGUAAGCUGGCUAUCCUGGCCGAGCAGUAUGACCACUCCAUCAAUGACAUGCUUUCUACUCAGGCUGUGAGUAAGCUCCGGCUGGACGAGACCCAGGAGGCGGAAUACCAGGUGCUACGCAUGCAACUGCAACAGGAACUUGAGCUGCUCAACGCCUAUCAGAGCAAGAUCAAGAUGCACACUGACACGCAGCAUGAGCGUGAGAUCAAGGAGCUGGAGCAGAGGGUGUCCAUACGCCGCGCGCUGCUGGAACAACGGAUCGAGGAGGAGAUGCUGUCCCUGCAGAACGAGCGCUCUGAGCGUAUCCGGACACUUCUGGAACGGCAGGCUCACGAGAUUGAGGCCUUCGACUCAGAGAGCAUGCGUCUGGGCUUCAGUAACAUGGCGCUGAGCGGCAUCCCAGCCGAGGCCUACAACCAGGGCUAUCCUACCCCUAGCCCCUCAUCGGGCUCUGGGGGCUGGCCCUCACGACCCGUACCCCGCUCAGGCAGCCACUGGAGCCACAGUGUCCAGAAUUCUGUGACCACACCGUCGUGGCGUGGCGGUGGGGGCGGCUUCGUCAGGACCGAGUCAGUUGUGUCGUCGCAUGGCUUCGGCAGGGAUGUUGAACCCGUCAAGGGCAGCAGAGCGUCCUCUUCCACGUCGUCGUCGUCAUCUUCCUCGCACCACCACCACCACCACAACCAUCAGCACCAGCAGCCGCACUACCUCCCCCAGCACUACCAACACCACCAGAGCACGCCGCACCUGUACCGUGACGAGAGGGAGCGUACCAGGGACUGGGUGGGGGGUGGCAGCCACUAUUCCCAUCAUUCCCAGGGGGGGCACCACCACCAUCACCUGUCAUCCCAUGCCUCGUCUCAGUCCCUGGCCCUCCUGCCGCCCCCUCCCGCACCUCCACCCGUCUCCCUGUCUUCCUCCCCGCCGUCCUCGGCCUCCUCAUCUUCAUCGUCUCAGGGAGGUUAUAGUGGCGGCCUUGGUGUGCGGGGGCCCAGCCUCAUGGCCCUCAGGAACAGCCCACAGCCUCUGCGUCGGACGGCCUCGGGGGGGCCAGGGGGUGGCGGCAGCGACGGUGGCCUGAGUCGAAGCACGUCGGUCACGUCUCACAUCUCCAACGGCUCGCACCUGUCUUACUCAUGAAGAUUUCAUUGAGACUAGAGUUUAGUAUUUUUCAUUCUGAAUUUAAUUCAUGUCAUUUGCAGUUUCUGUUGCACAAGCUCGAGUUUGAGAUUUUGGUCUCGGACAUAACUUGGCGCUUCCCCUAGUGGUGCUUUUCAAACCACUCUCACUCUGUAAAUAGUAUCUUCCUACUCCUUCAUAUGUUUGAGACUGUUUAGGAGACAUUCUGUAGAUAAUAUAAACAAAACAACUCUACGUGCCAGUCUUCCCUUCACCACCACAUUGGCAAGCUAUGCCACAAAGUUAGCUUAGUGCUCACCCAGCCGCUCGGACGUGCGCUUACCUUAGCAUCCCGGAUGUAUCUGUUAGCUUCUACUACUUAAACAGCCUCACAAAUGCUCCAAUGUGCCAUGAGUGUAGCCUAGCUAACCAGUGGCCACAUCACUUUGUUGUUUAAAAAAAAAAAAACAUUGGUCCACAUUAUAGUUAGCUUAGCUUAGCUUUGUAUCUCUGCACCGUCCAGUGUAAACCUUUUUUUUUUUUUUUUUAAACAUUGAUUUUAAAGUUAUUUUUAUUUCUGAUAUUUUUAACAAUGGGGAGUGAUAGCAUGCUUUUUUUGAAUCAAUACAGACACCCUAAUGAUACAUUAUGUUCCGGCAGGUUUACGCCCUGUGUCGUGUUGAGGCACAUUACGCUACGACAUGUUGCAACACCUUUAGUAUGUUUCAGUAUGUUGUGUCACAAGACUCUACAUUAUCCUAUGACUAGUUAAGUUAGAACACAUUAUGCUAUAACCUUUGAGUUUCAGCACGUUAUGGAAUAAAGCUGUUGCACGUCACAGACGUGUUUACGAAACACCACAGCAUGUUACGUGAUGACAAGUUACGUGUUUCGUAGCAGCAUGUUAUGACACACCUAGUUGUGGUACUUUGCAACAUGUUACGGUGCCGCACGUUAUUUUGCAACACAUAACGAUGUGUCAAGUUCUGUAGCGGAUGUUAUGUUACAGCCUACUUUGUCAUGACACAUUCACUUACGACCAGUUACACGAUACUUUGCGUUUAUGGCAUGACACACUACAUUACUGCUUGACCCGUUAUGGCGCAUUCAUCCCCGAGAAGCUUGCUCAUGCGGUGUGUGGUUACCAUGGAAAACACUGCGGGUUAUUGUUAGGUUGUCAAUUUACAGUCAUGGAAGAAGUUGUGAAGGAUUUUCCCCUGUAGAGUCUCCCAAACAAUGUGGAGUGCUGUCUUUUUCUGUAGAAUCUCAAUGUGAACGUCACGGGUCCCCCGUUGACACGCCAUGUACAUAGUUACGCUCACUCAAAAGCGUCUUUGUAAUUAUUGGGAUCAUUUGUCAUGUGACCUGCUAGGCCAAGAGAUGCUACUGCUGUCAUAUUUGUUUUAUGCUAUUUUUAAAUACUAAGUUUAACUUUUUUUUUUUUAUGUGACUGCCAACGUUGACCACUCAUCGAAGAAUAAGUGGUGUGCAGUUUGACUGUGAUAGAGCAACAUAUGAAGUCCAUUUCCCAGCAUUCCUUGUCUCGUGUCAGUAUUAGGAUGUGGACCGUUCCUACCAUCCUUUGGUGCCAUGUUCAAGUUGACUUUUUGUGUGUGUGUGUGGGGGGGGGGGGGGGGUGGUUGGGUGUGUGUGUGUGUGUGCAUGGGUGUGUGUGUGCAUGGGUAGAGGUGCAGAAGCAUCAUGCUACUUCCUCCCGCCCUCACGAAGGGAAGUGUCGGUCCUCUUUGAUUGUCACGUCUACCUCAUUUGCACUGAUGGUCAAAGAAUGUUUGGCUCUUCUCAAACGCGCCAGGAGCAGCGCGUUGGACUUCACAAAUGAGCGAUGUUUCACUUUUUGACUUGUUUUGUCUUGUUCUAAUAUUUUAAUUUGGUUAGGAAGGUUUGAAGCUUGAAGAGGCACAAAGAUUUGAGGAAACACAUUUUUGUCUUGGGUCCCCUUAAAGGAAGCUAAGCUUGGGGAGAUGAGGUGGAUAUGUUGUGGUCUUCUCGUUUCCCACAGGGUGAUCUAAAGAUUAUUUUUCUAGUUUGGAAGUCCAGAAGGAAUUGUGACACAUUGCAAACAUGUUUCAGGAAGCUUAUCUUUUCUUCCCAAAUAUCAGGCUUUCUUUACACAUGGUGAAAAAAAUGAAACAUUUGAAGGGAGGAAAGUUGUACAGAAAUGUAACAAAAUACUUUUGGAAAAAAUAAACAGUAAAUUGUAUUGUG